This is a messenger RNA of Mycetomoellerius zeteki, 5025 nucleotides long. RefSeq names its product KN motif and ankyrin repeat domain-containing protein 2 kank (gene Kank). The transcript is spliced from 7 exons. Lineage: Eukaryota; Metazoa; Arthropoda; Insecta; Hymenoptera; Formicidae. Gene Ontology annotation, biological process: negative regulation of actin filament polymerization. The record is from RefSeq and is a predicted model, not a curated record. Gene Ontology annotation, cellular component: cytoskeleton; cytoplasm. Gene Ontology annotation, molecular function: protein binding. The coding region runs from base 787 to 3567 and encodes 926 amino acids.
CUCCUCGACGGCUCCGUCAUCGAGGGAAAUCGGCCAAGAUUGCGAGCGAGGACGACGAUUGCGAGAACGAUUUCGCGGCCGGCAGUGCCCGAUGAUGGCGAAAGACCGAUGAUUUCGUAGCGGAGUGUUAAAACGCACUGUUCACCGCGAGUGCACUUCCUUUUUCGAACGACUGAUCUGACUGCGACGCUGUGAAGUUGACCGUAAAAAAUGCAUCUUGCCAAUCUAUAAUUUUUCCGUUUGAAUGCUGACUCACGAUUGGCUAGAGAAAAAUAUUCCAUAUUUGAAAAAAGGAAACUUGCUGAAUUCUCAAAAUAGAUCCGUUGUAAGAUAUGAGAAUGAAAACAUAAUGUUGGCCGAUAAUUGGAACCCAAAGCGAUAGCGCGCGUUGUUCUAAAAUUGAAAAAUACGAUUAUUUUUGCACAUCGAGUACGUCGAAAAACGAAUCAUGUUCUUGAAAUAUCGAACAACUGACAAAGAUAAUUAUAUAGAUUUGAAACGUUAGAGGGCAAUUAAACGGUAAAAACGAUACUACCUUUAAUUAAUUUACUCGCGAAAUGUUAUUAAUUGGUGAUUCGGAAUAAAAAAGAAUAAAUUUCAUUGAAAACUGGACCCAAGUCCCCCUCCCUAAGACGGCGUGAAGUAAGUAAACAACAAGUAGUAAUCGGCAACUUCAGUUGGACGCGCGGAAUUCUGACGAGUGUUUCAUCGUAACAAUUGCGUUUCCUUCUGAAAAGUCGCGCAGACAAGUACAAUAGAUCCACAAGACAUCGACGAACGGCAAAAAUGGGAGUGAAGAAUUUCAUCAUGAAGAAGAUUCCCUUCUGGAAGAUGAAGGCGAAACGGAAAUAUCAUGGCACAAAUGGGACGGCACCGGUGCAAAAUGCGGCUCAGACAGACCAGCCGGCAGAUUCUGACAACGCCAGCGUUGGAAGUGGCAAUUCGAAUCUUAGUACCGGCGCACUUCAGAAUAUCAGAGAACAAAUGGCGGCAUCUCUGGAACGAAUGAAAGAGCUAGAGGAACAGGUCAAGGCGAUUCCCAUGCUGCAGGUGCAAGUCUCGGUAUUGAAAGAGGAGAAGCGCAAUCUCCUACGGCAAGUGGACGAGCUGAGUAAAACGAAUUCCUACAAUGACACCCUACACAGGCAUCGCAGUCAGUCGUUUUCGGAACAACACAGCACCCUACGAAACUUGAAGAACUCUGAAAGCGUAUCUACCAGGGACAUGGGAACCAUGUGUGGCGUGAUGACAAGGGAUGUCGGGGUGUCGUACCAACCGGUUCGAACGAGAGACGUCGGUAUGAUAACAAGCACACCGAUCAAACCAUCGCUACAGAAAAGUCAUUUACGAAUCGAAGAGAUUGCGCCCGAGAUCCAGGACCAGAGUACCGUAUUGGCCGACGAAACAUCGUCAAACUUCUCGAACCUUUGCGAUUCCCAGCAUCGUAGCUGGAAAUCGAGUUUGACCCGCAGUCAACUGAUGCUGGAAGAGAUCCUGCCGGAAGUACGAAAACAGCAAUUAACGAGAACUUUGCUUCAAGUGGAAUCUAUACCGCCUAACGAAAACAAUGUGAUUAAUCGCAAAACCAUAAAGAAAACGCGAGACUUCGGUAUCAAUACAGAAAACAAGUCCAGGAGUCUUCAAUACAGUCACUUCCUAAUUGAGGAUAUUGCACCGGAAGCAAAGAAGGAAGUAAAAAAGCGUUCUUUCGGCACAACAACAAGAUUAAAUAUGAAGGAUCUUCUAACGAAGGAAGAUGCUGAAUUGCUUGUGGAACAUGCUUUAAGGAAUUACAAGAACAGUUUGGUAAAAGACACUUCCUCCAGGAGCGUUCAAUGCAGUCCAGAAACGCCUAAAGUCGCUGAAAAGCGGGAUCGGGCGGUUCAAGUGACGGAGCAGUUUAGAAUGCGCUCGCACGUGAGCGUAACUGCUAAGCCGAUGACGUCGGAGGUCGGGAUCGAAGUCAAACUCGGUUCUUGCAUUAGAAGCAUAGGCGUUGGACCAGAUCCAGUGCAGCCGCCUGUGUCGUUGAACUGGAUAAAUUUGAGAAGUCAUUCGUUCAACUAUGGUGACACGCGAAUGAAGACAAAAGCUAGCAAAUCGGUAGCGGUGAUGGUGGAGGACUUGGUAAAAACCAUCACUCGCGGCACCGAUACUUCCGGUCUCGCGCCAAAGUGUCGAGAUUUUGGUACCUCGACGAUGAAGAAGACGUUGAUCGAUGUGUCGGUCGGUGAUUCUGUGAGGCCACACAUCUCGAUCUCUUGCGCGGCGAAUUAUUGCGACAAUUGCAAGGAGACAAUCAAAAGUUUGGCGAAGCAAAUCGCAAAUAAUGCAGAGAACAGCUUGAAUCAUCAGAAUAGCAAUAUGGUAUCCAGGAUUCCGAGGCCAUCCCAUAUUCCUCUGAAUACCAGCGAUUAUAGAAGACAGUUCAAACGUCAGGACACUUACACGAAAAUACCAGCCGCCGGUGUGAUUAGAUACGACACGGACAAUAAAGAGCAGUAUGACAGUAGUAAUCGCAUUCAACAAUUGCAAUCCGAGAAAAUCAAGGAUGAGAAGAUUGUGUCAGAAGAGAUGCGUAACGUGGAGAAGGAGACAGAUAAUGAGGAGAAGUCGGAGCUACCAGAAUCAGCUUUGUUUCAACCAAUCCAAGAUAAGCCUAGGAAAAAGGUUGAGCCCUCGAAGGAGAUGCAGGCCGCCAUGAAGGUGCUCAAUGACAGUAUCAAGAAAUCACCUAGCAGAAAUAUCUCUCAUCAGCUUAAAAAUGCUACCAAUAUUAUACAGCAAGAAUGGUUCAAAAUAUCCAGCACAUCUAGCGCGAAUCCGUUAGAUGUCGAGGAUUAUUUGGACCGUUUUGAGGAAUGCUCGAGCACUCUGCUCGAGUAUAUUGUCAAUAUGACGGACACCAGUGGAAAUACAGCGAUGCACUAUGCGGUCUCUCAUGGCAAUUUCGACGUGGUGUCUAUAUUGUUAGAUUCGAAAGUAUGCGAUAUUAAUAAGGCGAACGUGGCUGGUUACACGGCUGUGAUGUUAGCUGCUCUGGCAGAAGUCAGAAAUUCCACGCACGCCUCGGUAGCGAAUAGAUUGUUCCAGCUUGCUGACGUCAACAUCCGAGCAAAAUUGCAUGGGCAAACUGCGCUGAUGUUGGCAGUAUCGCACGGACGUAAGGAUAUGACGCAACUGCUGCUAGAUGCUGGAGCAGCAGUUAAUAUUCAGGAUGAAGACGGUAGCACCGCAUUAAUGUGCGCAGCGGAACACGGCCACACCGAGAUCGUGAGGUUGCUCCUUGCACAUCCGGACUGCGACCCAUCUAUCGUCGACGUAGACGGCAGUUCGGCCCUGAAGAUCGCCCUGGAGGCGGGUAACCGGGAUAUUGGAGUGUUACUUUAUGCUCAUGAGCACGUUAAUCGAGGCAUCAGCCCAUAUUCUACUCUGAGACGAAGCAGAAGAGGUUCCAAGCCGACAACGCCCACUGGACCGUCUCCUUCGGCUCCAGCUAGCCCGGCGCCAUCGCGACGCAUUCACUCGUCCAGCGUUUCUCUGAACACAUCGAAAUAUUCCAAAUAAUUCCGAUAGCCGAUCCUUUAUAUACAACUUUCUUAAGAUUCAUCCAUCAUGAUUUUUCUUUUCACACAUUAUUUAAAACGUAUAGUAAUUGGCAAGCGAGAGUCACAGUAUAACUGGAACUUUAUAUUUAAGUAUAACUUUUCUUUUAUGUAAUCUGUUUUAUAUUCUCCUAUAAGUUAUGGUUAUAUUUAUAAUGUAUAUUGUUAUAUACAUCAUGCUGCGAACAUACGACGCGAUACAUUGAAGUCCUCUUGCCUAACGAUCGAUUUCUUUCGAUAAAACUGUAUUGUAUAAUUUAGGAAGUCAAGAACAAUGCUCAACACUGUAUAUAUCUAUUCAGGGUAACGUUGGAAAAAUCUUGUAGUUUAGUUUGUAGCAGUAAUCUUUAAUAAUAGUCCAGUGUAGGUGCUGCCAGGCAUUUUGACGAAUCUUUCAUAAAUCCUUCGUAAAUUUUAUACGAUUUUAAUUGUAUAGCACAUCCUUGAGGAAUACAAUUUUUCUCUUAGACAGGAUGUGGAAGUACAAAAUAAUUAAUAUCCAUGACGAUACAAUCCACAGCAAAGAAAAUUGGUUAACCUUUUUGUGUUUUUCUUUUUGGACUCUGUGGCAUUGAACAUUCCAAAAAGAACAAUCGUCGAUCCGAAUUUCUUACGGUAGAAAUUUAUACAAUAUUUAAUACAUCCAAAGUUCAGGCCUAAUCUCAAAUUACUCCUUGGGAUCAAAUCGUCAAUAUCGUGUGCAUAUAUAUACAUAUUAUUUAUAUACACACGAUAUACAGAUACACCGAUAUGCGUAGAGAAACAUUACGUAGUAAUAUAUGUAAUAAAUGUAUAUGUUAUAACAGUGUGAGAAUUUUACGAUUCAAUAAUUGACGGCGUUUUCAUGCGCGAGCGACAUCAAACGUACUUAUCACUGUUCUAUGUUGAGAUAAAGAUGUUGGAUAGUGAAAAUUGUAUAAAAGCAGUAUAUCUAGUUGUAAAACGUAUCGAAAGACUUACGAAGAAAAUUAUGUUUUUGAACUUGUUAACAAUUUUCAUAUCGAGAAUUUUAUAUAUGAUCAUAUCGAGACGUUAAUAUAUGUUUAUUUAACCGAACGAAUCGUCAACACGAGCAUUAAGAAUAAUAGCGUUCCAUUUACGUAAAAGAAGAAUAAAUACACUGUGAACGUUUUUCUUAUAAGGUUGUGAAUAGAGUUAUAAUUAAAUUAUUUAAGUUCGAGAGAGAUCAAAGAUCCAUAGUUAAACAUUAUCGUAAGUGUUUCUCCAUCUCCGAGAGUAAUUCUAUGGCGAUUGUUGGCGUGAGAUAUAUAAUUGUCUGUAUAUCAAACGUGUAGACAAUGUAUGAAACAUCUUGAUACCGUAGGAAUUUAUAGAAAGUAGAAAAGUACUCCUUUAUUGUUUGUGCCUUUAUAUUUAAUAUAUAAUACUAUUAAUAACACUCUGAAACACGAUUCUUUAA